AUGGCUGAGAAAAAGGAGACUUCGGCUGGCAUCAGCUCAAGGGAAACAACAAGCCUUUCUCACGCAGAAGAGGAAUUGGAGCCGAAAGAGAAGAGGGUGCAGAUGAGACCCAGCUGGCUGAAGGAUUUCAACGAAGAAAUCGCUGGAUUGCUUCAAGCUAUGGAACUCAAUUUCAAGCAACAUUCUGAUGCCCAAUUUCAAAAGUUCUCGGCUCUUUUGGAUCAGCAUGUUUCCAAGACAGAGGAACGAUUGAAUCAGCUUCCCAAUACUGGGUUGGGGGAGUCGGAAGGGAGAAGUGUUGAUCGGGAAUCUGCUCAGGCUGGGGUAAGACGUUCAGACAUGACGAGUGAUGAUCGUGAGCUGAACACCUUACUCAAAACUCUUCGGGUUAAGGUGCCAAGGUUUGACAGAUCGGAGGUGGAUGACUGGAUUUAUAAGAUUAACAAGUUCUUUGACUUGCAUAAAAUCGAUGAACCGAUGCGGUUGGCGAUGGCGGCAUUUCACUUGGAUGGAGCUCCAUCCACUUGGUUUCAAUGGAUGGAAAAGGGAGGGGCAAUCACGAACUGGACCUCGUUCCUCAAAGCGUUGCAACAACGUUUCGGCACUUCGAUUUAUGACGAUCCCCUUGGUCGCAUAUCCAAGCUUACUCAGUCGGGGAAGGUAGCUGAAUACAGGGCCGAAUUUGAGGCAUUAAUGCCUCGCAUUACAGGAGUGUCGGAGGCGAUGUUUAUGAAUUUUUUUGUUUGGGGUCUCAAGUUAGAGAUCCGAAGGGAAUUGCUUCUAUCGGCGCCAUUGAACUUGAGUGAUGCUAUGGCAAAGGCUCAACUAUUCGAAGAUCGUAAUGAAGAUUUGGGCAGUCGACGCCGAUUGGACACACCUCGGACGGGCUGGUAUGGGAAACCCGCGCCUUCGUCAACAACCAUUAUGGGCACACCAAACAGUUCGGGUUCCGGUUACAAACCAAUGUCUCCAGUAUCGAAUUCAGGGCACUCAAUUCCUUCACCACCCACCACACCACUACUGCCUAUUAAAAAACUGUCACCAGCUGAGUUGAAGGAACGACGGGACAAGGGCCUUUGCUUCACAUGCGACGAGAAGUUUAGCCAUGGUCACAAGUGCAAGAAUAGGAUGUUGAUUCUUUGUGCCCAAGAUGAAGAAGAAAACGAACCUGGGCUGGACCAUUUAGGAAGCGAAAUGGAGGAUACAACAGAGGAAGAAGUUAGUCUCCACUCUCUAUCGAACUCGAUGAACCCCCGCAUUUUUCGUCUUAUGGCAUACCACGGGUCGGAAACAGUCGAAGUGCUAGUCGACACCGGCAGCAACAACAACUUUAUACAAGAGACGCUCGCAGAACAAUUGAAACUACCAUAUGAGGAGACUAAACGCUUCAAAGUAUAUAUGGGUAAUGGCCACUUCUUGCUUUGUUCUAAAUUGUGCCGAAAUGUGGAAUUGACAUUACAGGGACAUAGUUUCACGGUGGAUCUCUAUGUGUUACCCAUUCGAGGACUCGAUGUGGUUUUGGGUAUGCAGUGGCUUCAAACACUUGGCCCGUGCAUUCACGAUCACAAGGCAUUAACCAUGGAGUUUGGGUGGAAUGGUAGUACUGUAAAACUGGAAGGGUCAAAAGAGGUAGCUGCCCAUCAAUUGACUUUCUCUCAGUUACAUGCGUUGUUCAGGGAAGGUGACAUUAGAGACUGUUUGAAGUUAUAUACGACAGUCGUGAAGCAACAAGAAGACAAUCACUCACUUCAAGGUUUGGCUGAUAUUUUACCGAAGGAAGCAUCUGGGUUAUUGUCUGAAUUUCAGGAUGUGUUUGCGGAGCCCAAGCAGUUACCGUCUCACCGGAAGGAUGAUUAUCGUAUCUUUUUACAGCAAGGCACGACCCCAAUCAAUGUUCGACCAUACCGGUACCCAUAUUUCCAAAAAGACGUUAUUGAGAAGUUGGAUGGAACAUGGCGCUUUUGCGUCGAUUACCGAGCACUCAACGGCAUCACAAUCAAGGAUCGAUUUCCCAUUCCUACAAUCGAUGAGCUAUUGGAUGAGUUGGGUCAUGCUAAGGUCUUUUCUAAGUUGGAUAUUCGGGCUGGCUAUCAUCAAAUUAGAAUGGAUCCGCGGGAUAUUCAUAAAAUGACAUUUCGGACACAUGACGGGCACUAUGAGUUCGUUGUAAUGCCGUUUGGGCUUACCAACGCUCCGUCAACCUUUCAAGCAGCCAUGAAUCACCUAUUCCGACCGUAUUUGCGCCGUUUUGUCACAGUAUUUUUCGACGAUAUACUGGUGUAUAGCAGCAGUUCGGCAGAGCACAUGGGACAUUUGAGGACUGUAUUACAGUUGUUACGAUCCCACAGUUUCUAUGCUAAAGCAAGUAAGUGCCAAUUCUUUCAAGAGACCAUUGAAUACUUGGGCCAUAUUGUUUCGGCAGAAGGAGUAAAAGCUGAUCCUGCAAAGAUAGCAGUGUUGGGUUUUAUGUCCUAA
Messenger RNA from Cannabis sativa, 2475 nucleotides. RefSeq lists its product as uncharacterized. The transcript is spliced from 3 exons. The coding region runs from base 1 to 2475 and encodes 824 amino acids. The record is from RefSeq and is a predicted model, not a curated record. Lineage: Eukaryota; Viridiplantae; Streptophyta; Magnoliopsida; Rosales; Cannabaceae.